Messenger RNA from Nicrophorus vespilloides, 1094 nucleotides. Its product is annotated as zinc finger protein 501-like. Gene Ontology annotation, biological process: regulation of transcription by RNA polymerase II. Lineage: Eukaryota; Metazoa; Arthropoda; Insecta; Coleoptera; Silphidae. Gene Ontology annotation, molecular function: RNA polymerase II transcription regulatory region sequence-specific DNA binding; DNA-binding transcription factor activity, RNA polymerase II-specific. The transcript is spliced from 7 exons. Bases 23 to 1015 code for a protein of 330 amino acids. The record is from RefSeq and is a predicted model, not a curated record. Gene Ontology annotation, cellular component: nucleus.
AUGUUGAUUCAUUUAAAAAAAAAUGGGAAAGGAACGAAGUAAUACUUGUGGAGUUUCACAAGCAGAAACAAAUGCGUUGAACUAUGGGAAAAAUCUCUCAGUUGAAGGUUAUAAUAGUAAACAUUACACAGAACUUGCUUCUAGAGAAACUCUGGUUAAGCAUGGACAGACUUACGAAGAUAACUAUAAAUGUGCCUAUUGCAAUAGUAUCUUCAAUAGCGAUUCACAUCUGAAAAAACAUAUGAAAGUUCAUAUGGCUGAAUAUAUACAUGAAUGUAUAUUAUGUGGAGAAAAGUUUAAGAGUGCUCCUGCUUUACGAUACCAUAUCAAUGUUCAUGUGGAUAGCAAAGAUAACAAGUGCAGCUUUUGCGGGGCAACAUUUCCAGAGAGGCUUUUAUUGAAGCAACACAUAAGAAUACACCAAGAUCAAUUUCCAUAUGUUUGUGAGCUAUGUGGUAAAAAGUUUAGAAGCUCUUCUGCACUGAAAUAUCACAUUGAAAUUCACGUCUCUGAACAUAAUUUGAGAUGCAACUUCUGUGAAGCUAUAUUUGAUGACAGAUUGUCGUUGAAACAGCACAUAAAGUUUCAUAAAGAUGAGUUCCCUUUCCAGUGUGAUAUUUGCAGUGAAAAGUUUAGGAGUCCACCAGCAUUGAAGUACCACAGAGACAAUCAUCAAACAGCGCUGAAAUGCUCAAUUUGCAAUGUUAAAUUUAUGGAAAAAAUAACAUUGAAGCAACACAUGAAAUCACACAAAGAUGUGUUUCCAUUUCAAUGUAAAAUUUGCAAUGAAAAGUUUAGAAGUACUGCAGCUUUAAAGUAUCAUAUAAAUACUCAUAAUGUGGGCUAUGGUUUUGUGUGCAAUUUUUGCAAUCAGGAUUUUAAUACAAAACUUGAUUUGAAGAAGCAUAUUAAGUGUCAUAUAGAUCAAUUUCCUUUUCAAUGUGAUAUGUGUGAGAAAAAGUACAGAAGCAAUCCAGCUCUAAAAUAUCACUUGAAAACUCAUUUUAGGCAAUAAGUUUCGUAUUUGAAAUGGGAAACAAUUAAUUUUAUUUUUAUUUUGUUGAAUAUACUUUUGUUAAUUAUAUGAUUUUUUU